GCUAAACCCCUCUAAACCCCUCCAAUCCAUUCCAGAUUCUUCCGCAUCGCCGUGGUUAACACAAAGUUCAAUCCGGCAACCCUUCAAACUCAGAAUCCUCUAACAGACAUGAGAAGACCAAAACCCAAGUCCAAGAAGUUCAAAAUCCAGAGCCGUCAAGCCGAGGUUGAAGAACUUGAGCUCCUCGAGUCAUGGAUUGAAUCCGGUAAACCCGAAUCGGGCUCUAACCCGCUUUCACUCCAGCCGCUACCAAAUAAAUCUCCGGUUGGCCGGCUAUCCGAUGGCUCGUUUUCUCGUUACGCGGGUUGUAAAAAGUUCAGCCAAUUGCCUUUGUCGAAGAAAACUAAAGAUGGGUUGGCUGCAGCUAAGUACAAAAACAUGACUGAUAUUCAGAGGGCCUCAUUGCCCCAUUCGAUUUGCGGCCGUGACAUUCUUGGUGCUGCUAAAACUGGGUCUGGUAAGACCCUGGCUUUCGUUAUUCCGAUUCUUGAAAAGUUAUACCAAGCUAGAUGGGGUCCAGAAGAUGGAGUUGGAUGCAUUUUAAUGUCUCCUACAAGGGAGUUAGCUGGCCAACUUUUUGAAGUAUUCAAAUCGGUUGGAAAAUACCAUGGUUUUAGUGCUGGUCUUCUAAUUGGUGGCCGUAAAGAUGUUGACACAGAGAAAGAACAUGUUAAUGAUCUGAACAUCUUGGUGUGCACUCCCGGAAGGCUUCUUCAGCACAUGGAUGAAACCCCAAAUUUCGACUGCUCACAGCUCCAGGUUCUGGUGCUUGAUGAGGCAGAUCGUAUUCUUGAUGUAGGAUUUAAGAAAGCUUUAAAUGCUAUUAUCUCACAACUGCCAAAGGAUAGACAGACCUUGCUGUUCUCAGCUACGCAAACAAAAUCUAUUCAAGAUCUUGCUAGGCUUAGUCUGAAAGAUCCAGAAUACCUUAGUGUGCAUGAAGAGGCAGAAACUGCAACUCCCAAUCGCCUGCAGCAAACAGCAAUCAUUGUUCCUCUUGAGCAAAAAUUCGAUAUGUUAUGGAGCUUUGUAAAGGCGCAUCUUAAUUCGAGGAUACUGGUGUUUCUUUCGAGCUGCAAGCAGGUAAGGUUUGUUUUUGAGACCUUUAAAAAACUUCGUCCGGGGAUCCCUUUGAAGUGUCUUCAUGGAAGGAUGAAGCAGGAAAAACGAAUGGGCAUAUACUCCCAGUUUUGUGAGCAACGUUCAGUUUUAUUCUCCACUGAUGUUGCUUCAAGGGGGCUUGAUUUUGAUAAGGCUGUUGACUGGGUUGUCCAGAUGGAUUGUCCUGAAGAUGUUGCUGCAUACAUACAUAGAGUGGGCCGAACAGCUCGCUACCUUUCCGGAGGGAAAUCUGUUUUAUUUCUCAUGCCUUCAGAAAUGAAAAUGCUUAAAAAGUUAGAAGAGAAGAAAAUACCCAUUCGAUUUAUCAAGGCAAAUACGAAAAGGUUACAGCCUGUUUCUGGGUUGUUAGCAGCUUUGUUGGUGAAGUACCCCAAUCUGCAGCAGCUGGCUCAGAGAGCAUUUAUUACAUAUUUGAAGUCCAUAAAUAAACAGCGGGAUAAGGAGGUCUUUGAUGUGAUGAAACUCCCAAUUGAUGACUUCUCUGCAUCAUUAGGCCUUCCAAUGACUCCCAAGAUUCGUUUUCUGAAACAGAAAGUUAAGGGAAAAGCUUCUGAGGAAUUGUCUCUUGUACAAGAAAGUACUGUUAGUGACAACUUGAAUGAAGAUCAAAUAGAAAGUUUUGACACUGGCAAACCUGAGAAAGACAGAGUAGAAGCAAAAGAAGACAAAUUUCUUCUUCUGCAAGAGGACACGCAACGCGGAGAAAAAGUUACGGAAAUUGGAGAUGCUGGUCCACCUGCAACUAGGGUUUUAAAGAAAAAGAAGUUGAAGAUCAAUGUGCAUCGACCAGUUGGGACCAGGGUUGUGUUUGAUGAAGACUGCAACACUUUACCCCCUCUCGCAAAGUUGGCUGAUGUAAAAAGAAGUGCUGACUUGGUUCAUCUGGACAAAGACAAAGUUAAGCAAAGAUUUGCAGACCUGAGGAAAGAAUUGAAGAUAGUAGACGAGGAAGAUAAGAUUUUGGACCGUAAGCGGCGAAAAGAAAAGAGAAUCAAGGAGAAAAUGAAGUGGAAGAAAGGAAGGGAAGGAGAGGAGGCAGAUGUAGGUAGUGAGGUGGAUAUUUCUGCAUCAGACACAGAAGAAAGUGGAGAUAGAGUCAAUAAGAAGACGAAGAUAUAUUUCGACACUGACAGUGAUGAUGGUAAGAGGACGAGAAAGGACAAACAGGGUGGUUCUGCAGACUCCAUUUCUCUGGCUGAGCAAGAGCAGCUGGCUCUUAAGUUGCUGAGUUCCAUGCAUUCGUAGUUUAUAUUUGGAUAUUAUAGUGGUAUUUUUUUUCCAAAAAAAAAAUACACUCAAACACACACAGCAUGAAAUGUGGUAUGGGGUGAGACAGUAUCCAGUCAAACUGUAAUCUGUACACUUGCAGUUAGUUUAUUAUAUAAUGAGAAGAAAGGUCAUAUUUUCCUUGUUUGAAA
Messenger RNA from Coffea eugenioides, 2540 nucleotides. Its product is annotated as DEAD-box ATP-dependent RNA helicase 32. The coding region runs from base 109 to 2367 and encodes 752 amino acids. Gene Ontology annotation, molecular function: RNA helicase activity; nucleic acid binding; ATP binding. NCBI's taxonomy places the organism in Eukaryota, Viridiplantae, Streptophyta, Magnoliopsida, Gentianales, Rubiaceae. The transcript has 8 exons. Gene Ontology annotation, cellular component: nucleus. Gene Ontology annotation, biological process: rRNA processing. The record is from RefSeq and is a predicted model, not a curated record.